GCUCUGAAAGACUUGAGUUGGGACUUUCUUCUGGGAAGCUGGCAACAAAAGGAUGAGAUGAUAUGUGUGUUCCAUGGAAAAAUAAACAUGCUUUUGAAUCCAUGAGCAAGUAGCAAAGCAGUUUCUGGCUACAGAACAUACCUUAUAAAAUCAGUACUGUAAAAGCUUGGGUGGUACAGCAGUGAAGCAUCUUCGUUCUAUGCAUGUUGAGUGUUGUGUGGGGCAGAUACGAAGAAGGACUUAGUUAUGAAUCAUGGUGUCAUGGAAAGGGAUUUACUUUAUACUCAUUCUUUUUUGUGGAAGCUUCUUUGGCAGCAUUUUCAUGCUCGGUCCUUUCUUACCUCUGAUGUUUGUAAACCCACCUUGGUAUCGCUGGAUCAACAACCGCCUUGUUGCCACCUGGCUCACGCUACCCGCGGCAUUGUUGGAGACCAUGUUUGGUGUAAAAGUGAUAAUAACAGGUGAUGCAUUUGUACCCGGAGAAAGAAGUGUCAUUAUCAUGAACCACCGGACAAGAAUGGAUUGGAUGUUUCUAUGGAAUUGUCUGAUGAGAUACAGCUACCUCAGACUGGAGAAAAUAUGCCUCAAAGCCAGUCUCAAAAGUGUCCCUGGAUUUGGUUGGGCCAUGCAGGCUGCUGCCUAUAUCUUCAUUCACAGGAAGUGGAAGGAUGACAAGAACCAUUUUGAAGACAUGAUUGAUUAUUUUUGUGAUAUCGGUGAACCACUUCAACUCCUCAUAUUCCCAGAAGGGACUGAUCUCACAGAAAAUAGCAAGGCUCGAAGUAAUGAUUUUGCUGAAAAGAAUGGACUUCAAAAGUACGAAUAUGUCAUACACCCAAGAACUACAGGCUUCACUUUUGUGGUAGACCGUUUAAGAGAAGGUAGGAACCUCGAUGCCGUGCACGACAUCACCGUGGCGUAUCCUCACAACAUUCCUCAGACCGAGAAGCACCUCCUCCACGGAAACUUCCCCAAGGAAAUCCACUUCCACGUCCACCGCUACCCCAUAGACACCCUUCCCGUGUCCAAGGAGGACCUGCAACUCUGGUGCCACAAGCGGUGGGAGGAGAAGGAAGAGAGGCUGCGCUCCUUCUACCAAGGGGAGAAGAACUUCUGUUUCACUGGACAGAGUGUAAUCCCUCCUUGCAAGUCUGAGCUCAGGGUCCUUGUGGUCAAACUGCUGUCAAUCCUGUACUGGACCCUGUUCAGCCCUGCGAUGUGCCUGCUCAUAUAUCUGUAUAGCCUUGUUCGUUGGUACUUUAUCAUCACCAUUGUCAUCUUCGUGCUACAAGAGAGGAUAUUUGGUGGACUGGAAAUCAUUGAACUUGCAUGCUACCGUUUUUUACACAAGCAGCCACAGUUAAAUUCAAAGAGAAAUGAGUAAGAUGGCGAGAUUCACAAUGUAAAACUUAGGGGAUAUUUUGGAAAUGUUCUAAGUCUUUGUAAACCAAGAUGCACUUUUGCAUGACUGUCACAUAUUUCUUAAUGUCAUUAUUUGUUAAAGAUAUUUUGCACUUAAUUUUGUGGGAAAAAAUAUUGCUACGAUUUAAACCUCUGAAUGUAACUUCAAUGCCGCAUACAUAGCAGGGAUCAAUCGCUGUGAGAUAAUUGGGGCCCAAGCGUUAUCAAACAGUCAUCGGGCUGUUAACACACAAGGUACACACAAGUUUUUCCCAGAGGCCCGAUCCUCUUUCCUGACUCCUGAGCACUGGCACGUGACCACCCUGCUCACCCUGCGGGCAAGCACGCUUCCUCAGCGAGCACUGUCCACACCCUUUCUACACCCCCAAGCCCAUCCCACCCUUCCCUAAGGCAGGUCCCUAACUCACCUGUCCCAGCCCCUCAUGCUGAGCUGUCAGAAGGCCACCUGCGCCCUUUCCUCUCUGGAAAUCACACCUGCACACAUCUCAGGGAGCAACCACAGGCUCUCCACUAUGAAACCUUCAUUUGAAUUUUAAAAGAUAGGAAUUGAGUUGAAGUUCUUGAUUUACACUCAGUCUUGCGUGCUCAGUGCUAGAGUCCUUACGACUCCCUGGCAAGUGGCACUUUUCUCUCUUAAAAGUGGUAUACACGUAGUCACAUACGUUUUUAAAGGCACACAUAAAGGAACAUUCUGUUAUUGUAGAUGCAUACUAUCUUGUAAAAUAUUUCUUUAAAACAUACCGAAAAAGGAAGGUUGUAUUUUCCACAUAUGCAUGGGGAUCCAGCAGUAAUGGUGUAUCCUAAAGUAUUCAGCCCUUGUAGCCUGGAUAAAUCUUACUCUUAAAACCAAAAUAACACAAAAGGAAUUAUUUCCAGUGCUAACAGAAGCACUGCCUCCACCCCUAGGCUUCCUCUCAAGAGUAAUAUUUAAACCCACUUUUGACGAACUCUGCCUAAAUAUUUCUGUCAUUUGCAGUCACUGGAAAAUUCAGCAAAUCCACAGCACCAGUCCCCUUCUGGGGCACAGAAGCAUGUUGUCAUUAUUUCCACUCCAUUGGAGCCGUGUGCCCCCUCUUCGUUUUUGUUUUAUUUUCCCUUGGUCAUAUAGUAGGGAUAUUGGUCAGAGCUGCUAAAAAUAUAAGACAGUUAAAAGCCCUUAGCUGUUAGCAAGUGUGUUAGCUUUACUCAUGCCUUAUGUACUCUUUGGGCACGAAAACCUUCUCUUUAAUGCUCGACAGUGACUGUUAACUAACACUUAAAUCAUGCAUUGCCAGGAAAGGUAAACAUGUGGGGAGCUUGCUUAGCAGUUUGAGAAAGCACUCACUGGGACAGAAACUGUUGACACGUCAUUUUUAUUAGAAGAGUAUUAACUAGUGCCUCUCCUGAAGUGCAUCAACCCACAUUUAGUGCUGCUUCUAAGCCAGUUUUCCAUUGUGUUAGGAGCUUACUUAUUACUUAUUAUGCACUUCUGCUCCCAGCCCAGCUGUUUAACUUUCAUCGUUUUUAAAGGUAUUCUUUAAAAACAAAACAAAAAAACAAAAAAGACUUUUCCCCUUCCCUUACUGAAAGAGGCUUCUCGUUUAAGUUUCUCGAAGACUUCCUUGAGUUAUUUUUAAAUACGGAAAUAGUUGUACAACCAGGAUUGCAUUUUUCCCAGACAAAAGAGAAAGUGCUUUCUACACACACGUGUAUGUAACAGAGCCCUGCCUUUCCUACACACUCACCCAGUUCUCCAAUCAUUUAACUUUCAUUCGGUUGAGUGGCCUCUCACUCUGAUACCUUUCCAUGGGAAAGCCUUUUUUUUUCCUCUUAAUAGCAACAAACAUAUUUAAGAUAAACUACAUAUUUUAUUUUACCUACCCAAAAUUCAUAAUUAUAAAGCACUGAAACUGGGAUUGUAGACAUUGUACUUGCUUUAGGAAUUAGAAAUAAGUCCCUUUUUUUUUUGCAAUAAGCCUUAUUAAAAAUUACAUUUGUAUUCAUGUGCACAUAAAUAUAGCUGCAUGAAAGCCCACUUUUUUAUUUAAAGAAAUAGAGUUAAUGAUUUGGAGCUUAGAAUAUUUAAAAUUGAUACUGAAAUGUUAAAUAUCAAUUAGGUUACUUUGGUUGUUGUGAGGGCUCUUAGGAAUCGCCCUGCCACUGUCCCCUAGCACCCUGGGCAGACACACCCUUUCUACUUACUGCACUUACGGUACUUUGAAGGCAACAUGUUCACAGUGCUAUCUGUCCACUCACCAAAUUUCCCCACCCUGAAAAGUUUUAAGUAUAGCAAAUGUGGUUUACUCAUAACAUGAACCAUUACAUUUAAAAUCUGAACCUGCAAAGAAAGAGGAUUGCUGCUGAGGUGACAGUUCUUACCCCCAACUUCUCUAA
Molecule: messenger RNA, 3795 nt
Organism: Fukomys damarensis (Damara mole-rat)
Lineage: Eukaryota; Metazoa; Chordata; Mammalia; Rodentia; Bathyergidae
Gene: Lclat1
Product: lysocardiolipin acyltransferase 1
Exons: 7
Coding region: 254-1384 (376 amino acids)
Cellular component (GO): endomembrane system
Molecular function (GO): acyltransferase activity
Source: RefSeq, a predicted model, not a curated record